GAACUUGAAGCUAACAUUGAGGAAGAAUUAGAGUGAAUGCAACAGCCUCGAAGCUAGUUCAAACUAGUGGGAGGUUGUCUGCAAGGGUUAAACACCUGGCAGAUUCUUCAUAUCGUAGAGAGAAAUAGUGUGAGAAUUGUGAGAUAUUCAUAGUUUUUGUAAUUUUAAGAUCGAUUAAGCAUGGUGCGUGGAAAGAUUCAGAUGAAGCGAAUAGAGAAUUCAGUGCAUCGACAGGUGACUUUUUGUAAGCGGCGAGCAGGGUUUUUGAAGAAGGCCAAGGAGCUUUCAGUCCUGUGUGAUGCUGAAAUUGGUGUCUUUAUUUUUUCAGCUCAUGGAAAGCUCUAUGACCUUGCUACUAAAGGAACCAUGCAAGGGCUUGUGGACAAGUAUUUGAGUUCUACCCAAGGAGCUGAUCCUCAAGUUAAGGAUCACCAAGCCACCCAAAAACAAGUUCAGGAAACUAAAAUGGAGAUUGAUGUGCUGAAAAAUGAUAUUGAAAUACUGCAGAAAAGCCUCAGGUAUAUGUCUGGAGGGGGAACAGGAAAAAUGACAAUGGAUGAACUGCAAAUGCUUGAAAAGAAUCUUGAAGUAUGGAUAGACCAUAUCAGAUCUGUAAAGAUGGAUAUCAUGGUUCAAGAAAUCCAGCUGCUGAAGAAUAAGGAGGAAAUCCUCAGAGCUGCAAAUCAUUAUCUCAAUGACAAGAUGAUCAAUCAGUAUGGGUUUACAGACAUGGAUGCUUCAGUGAUGAAUAAUAUAGCUUAUCCGCUGACAGUACAGAGCGAGACAUAUCAGUUCUGACAUACAGAUUAUACAGACUCUGUAAUAUCUGUAAGGUUGUAUAAAAUAAAAUCAGCCUAAUAUUAUGUUCAGUGGCUACUUUCGAAAAUUCAGGCCUUGUAAACCGAAGCAUCAUUUCAGUCUUCCUGUACAUACAGUAUAUUUCGAAUGAGAUGCAUCUACAUUGUAUAGUUAUUAAA
Messenger RNA from Daucus carota subsp. sativus, 977 nucleotides. RefSeq names its product agamous-like MADS-box protein AGL12. Gene Ontology annotation, molecular function: protein dimerization activity; RNA polymerase II cis-regulatory region sequence-specific DNA binding; DNA-binding transcription factor activity, RNA polymerase II-specific. The record is from RefSeq and is a predicted model, not a curated record. NCBI's taxonomy places the organism in Eukaryota, Viridiplantae, Streptophyta, Magnoliopsida, Apiales, Apiaceae. Gene Ontology annotation, biological process: positive regulation of transcription by RNA polymerase II. The transcript is spliced from 7 exons. Gene Ontology annotation, cellular component: nucleus. The coding region runs from base 181 to 798 and encodes 205 amino acids.